Molecule: messenger RNA, 15834 nt
Organism: Porites evermanni
Lineage: Eukaryota; Metazoa; Cnidaria; Anthozoa; Scleractinia; Poritidae
Source: the annotation of a GenBank genome assembly
GAGUACGGAAGUCCUUCUCCUCCGGUUUUGUCGGGCGAAGUUAAUAGAGCGUUUUACCUUUCGCAGCUCGUGGGAACUUCAAACUCUUGCCUUCUGUUGUUCCUGGCAGCAGACAGGCCUCAAGGGUGAGUAGUCUUACGAUCAGAGCGUUCCGCUUGUAACGGAUACAUCAACAAGACCCUGUCUUGUCAAGUGGUCAGUGAUCUGAUCUUGCUCAUUUUAUGCUUGCUCGCUUUUUUCUCGAUAAUUCUACUGAUUUAAGCAGUCAAAGGUUCGUUUAAAUUCUGGUGAAAGUAAAAGCGUAAGCAUCUUAUUUCAGGGAGAAAGAGAACUUUUGUUUUAGGUACUUCCGUGUAUAGUAUAAAUGCUUAACUGCAAAUCCAAAAACCGUCAGAUCGAUCGAAUACAUUAGGAUUAAAAGGGAUUAUGGCUGGAGUGAACAUCGAUGUACGCUUAUUGAGUCUACCAACUCCCAGUAAUUUCUCAGUGGUUUUAGGUUCUAGCUCGUAGAACACUUUGCUUUUAGGUACAUUUUAAUAUUAUCAGACACACCAAAUCAUGCUUAUUAUAAUAUCCGUCAUCAAUUUCAUGUCAAUAUUCCUCUCCUCGAUUCCUAAGCAACAGUCAGCAGUGGACUGUUUUAUCAGUUAUGCCGAGACAAGUAAGUGAUUUUUCAGUAUAAAGCUAACUUGCUAAGAAAAAAUUGUUGAAUUUAAUACAGUUUGCCUUUUUUUUUGUAUUUCCUAAAGGUUGUUACCUCAGAGUGCCAAAUGCCUCAAUAUGUCCAUCAACCACCAGCAGGUUUGUAACCCAAAUUUGCUCAUGAUCCCUUACUUGCCAGCUACAAUUAAUUAUGAUGUAAAUGUUUAUCUUCCAAGUACAAAACUGAAAGUUUUCAGUUCGUUUGUACUGAAAACUGUUACCUGGACUAACUUGUACUUUUGACACGCUCAAAGUAGUACAGCGGAACACCGUUAAUAUGGCCACUAUUGGGCCCAAAAAAAUUGGCCUUAUUAACAAGGGUUUUUUUACAAGAAAAUAUAUGGCGGUUUUUGCCAGGCAGCCAAAAAAAGUGGCCUUAAGGCGAAUUUCCACUGUAGUAUUUUGAGUUUCAGGAUUUCAUAACUGAAGUAUUAACAGUUGGCGUUUAGAGAUCCUGCUACAAGAUCAGGAUACAACAAAUGCCGUCACUGGUAGUUUCUCUUCUGUCAAAUUGUCAAUUCCCAGAAACUUUGUGGCUUUAUUAAACCAUGCAUGAAAGCACUAAAUUUUAACGUGUUGACUAAAAUGAUGUUUCUUGGAAAAUAGUAGCGCAGCUACUGAUUUCGUAGCAAAGAAGUAACUUCUUGAUAUUUUUGGGGGAGAAUCUUGUAAAUUACACCCUAUGUUCAGGGUUGUCACCAAGAUUUCAAGCUUCUCGUUAAAACAACAAGUAGGUGGGGAGUCAAACAGGUAUAUGGGACUUUCUGUUGGUUCUGUUUUUCUUCUAUUUUUUUGUGAAAGUACAUGUAGCAGAAGGUCAACUUCAAAGUAACUGGGGGAAAUCCCUGUCCCUAAUGAUAGCACUGGGCCCAGGUGUUCAAAGGCUGAUUAGCGCUAACUCAGGUUAAAGUUUUUGCCCUGGUUUCUUUUUCUUUUGUUCAAAUGCAUUUUCCCGGGUGAUUUUUUCUAUUCUUUUUAGAGCAUGCAAUCAUCAAAUUGUAGACAAAAAGAAUAAAACUGAAUUUGAUUUGUGAGCUUUCAUAUCUGAAUUCAAAUUUUGAGUUAACCCUGUGUUAUCUUAACCCUGCUUUGAACAACCCAGCCCAGAAUAUUAGCUUAAAGCUCACAGAGUAUUCAAGGAGCCACAGAAAGCUUAAAGCUGGUUUUUGUUAGCAGUUGAGUCAUAUGUGGAAUCCAAAGACUACCUUAUUUUUAUGUACAAUGUUGUAAAAAUCAAAACUUGGAGUCAUAAUUAUAAGUGAAGUUAUAAGCUCGAUGGAAUCAGGGUUGGUAGAAUCAAACAUUUCCAUUUUCUUCUGAUUGCAUUUAUGAUUCUAUUUCUUAUGAUCUAGUGAAAACCUGAAUGUCAGAGUCAGCAACAGAAGUGUAAGAAUAAACCGAUUACAAAACUUUUUCCCCCACUUAAUGAUUGGUUUGAUUCUUCCACUUCUGCUUACAACUCUGACAACCUAGUUUUCACUAAAUUAAUGUAAGUUACCAGUUGCGUCUUGGUUUCUGUACGUGACAUGAUUCACAUCUUACAAGAGGUUGGUAACUUACUUUUGCGCAGUAUUGUAAGUAUUGAACCUUGUUUAACAGGCAAACCUGAGGCUUAUAGGAGAGGCCACCUGUAACAUUGUCAUUUGCAGCUUAGGUUUAGAUAGUAAAAUAUUAAAUUACCAUCAGUCUGUCACAUAAGGGUAUCAGCUGUACUUUGUGUGUGUGCCAAUAGCACUUUCCACUAUUACUAAAAAUAGGUCUUGUGCCCCCGGCAUGACUCAGACAAAUUUUGCAUUCUGCUUGUACUCAAAGGCUUUGUAUAGACAACAUGCAUUUCUGACAUGAAUAAAAUUCACAGUGAAUGUUUUUUAACUGUUCUCUCAGCUUUAUUUUAAUAUUUGCAUGGGUAAUAGGGAGUAAAACCUGUUCCAAGUAACUCAAAUAAACAGCUAAAAUCAGAAAAUAAACAGACCUGGUCAAAUUAGAUCCAUAGCCCUGCAGCCUUAGUCAGAUAGCACUGAAACAUGACAUAACAUUUCUGACUGUGUUAUCAUCCAAAACCACAGAUGCUAAAUCGAAAAUCAAGUUUGUAUGUGUUUUUCGCAAGCCUGUGGCAGUAUUUCUGAGCUGUAAAGCGCACCAACAUAAGCACAAACUGGAAAUUGUAUAAGUUUAAAAUGGUUGUUAUGUGCAGCCAUACAGUUUUUUAUAUCCUACAGUAGUGUAAUACCUAGCGUUGCCUUUGCACUCAAAAAUUAAUAAAAAUGAGCAUCCUUUACUUUUAAUUUUAACCAAACUACAUUUUUAUGAACAGCUUUGGUGCCCUACUCAGUUUGUACAUUAUUUUCUUAGUGAAACACCAUAACUUACCAUAAGGGUAAAGACACUGUAUUAGGAAUAAGAUCACUCAUCUGUACAGUUAUGUCCAUAUUUAACAUAGUCUUAGCACACGUUAAUUAUUUUCAGGAUAUUUAAUCAUUUCCAAGCUGGAUUUUACUUCUUUUGACAAUUUGAAAAAUCUUCAAAGAUGAUGUAAAUUUGCAGGUAAACAUACCGUGCGAGCAGUGGUUUCUCUAGGCUGGACACUAGCGUCCGGCGUGGAGAAACCACUGCACGCCGAGUAAGGUGAACACAACUUUCCCAUAGAAAAUUUGAUCAGGUUCAAUGUCUAAGUCACAGUAGGGACCAGAAAUUUGUGACAUCAUUAGUGCAAAAUGCUUUUUAAUGUUGCACUGAGCCUUUCUUAUCUACAUGUAGCAUGCAACAUAAUAGAUACUGAAUACUAAAUGUGUUUGCAUAGGAUACACCAUGGCCAACAGGAACUGAAGUGGUUGGAAAGUAUGAAUUUAGAGGGCGAACACGUGAGGUAGGUUUAUCAAUGGAAAUCCAAAUCUUUGAUGCAGAGUGGAGCCUCAGUAAUUAACCCUGUUAUCCCUAUAAAUUUUCAACAGAAGUAGUGGGGAGAAUUUGAUGAAGUGUCAAUUAGAUUCAUCUUGUGUGAUCGUAUCCUUAAUUCUCAUGACCACUCUGUUUUAUAAAGCAGUGAUAUUACAAGGAGGAAUUUCAUGCUGAUCAUUCUUAUGGCUUAAAGGGUUAAAAUAAACAACUAUAGAAGGAGCAACUCGGUGAAACAAAUGACAACCUUUGUCCCAAUUGUUCAAAAUGUGGAUGGGGCUAUACACGGAAAAAAUCUCUAUCCAGUGGAUAGUGCAAUAAGUUUGCCUAAUUCUUAUCCGCUGGGUGGGGUUGCUUCCUUGUUUUUUAAGUUUAUGACUUAGUUAGAGGAUUACUUGCCAGGCCCCUGCUCAUUGGGCAAGGGAGCAUAAAAGGUUACUUGCCAGGCCCCUGCUCAUUGGGCAAGGGAGCGUAAAAGGUUACUUGCCAGGCCCCUGCUCAUUGGGCAAGGGAGCGUAAAAGGUUACUUGCCAGACGGUAAAAUCUUCUCGUUUUAGACAUUUAUGCAACAGAACUUUUUUGAAGCCCUGAUUAGUCCAUGGCAACUGAUUUUUGCCAGCCAGUGGUGUUUUUCACAUGUGAUUUCUAUCUGUUCUUUAAUAUGACAGUGUGUAAUGUGAAUGUGAUGUGUUAAAAUUUCUCUCACUAGGAUCUUCCAUUCAGGAAGGGUGAAAUAUUGCUUAUUGAGAGCGUUACUCGGGUAAGUUGCAUUGUCAAGAGUACCAACACUUGUACAAUUUAUAAUAAUAUUAUUGCGGGCAACAAGCAGAGCCCACAAUUCUAAUCUUCAGGUUGAUAUUACGCUUGCUUGGUAUGUACAUAGCCUCUCUUAAUUUGGACUUUCAUUAAGAAUGAAUGGACUAUAUCACAUGAAACGUAUACAAAGCACCAGGGUAAGAGCAAAAGGGUUUUGACAUUCAAACAGAAGCUUGAAACUCGCCUGCACUCUCUUACCUCUGGUUAUUACCAGUUAUAACCUGUUUCACUGUAAAAUGUACUAACUGAACACAUCAGGUAAUAAAAGAAAUGCUAUGAAAAUUUCCAAAUAAGUGCGUACCAUCUGGUGUAUAGGUACUGGUUAAUUACCUUAACCCAUACAUACACAUGUAAAUGGUAGAAAAACAGGCAGACAAAGCUUAGAGAGAUAACUUUGAUGACCUUGGGCUGAAUUUUGUUGGCUUACUGAUUUGACUAAUGAUUUCUCUCCAGGACCCUAACUGGUACAGAGCAAAAAACGCUAAAGGACAGAGAGGAAUGAUUCCGUAUAACUAUGUUAAAGAGAAAUUAGCUAAGGGAGCUGUGAAGCUGGAUGCAAUGCCGUAAGUCUGGCAUCAUUUCUUCUAAUUUAUAGUACAGUGUACCUUGCCCAGGUGAAGUUGAUAUAUUGCUUAAACAUUCUUUAUUAAUAUUUUAGUAGUAUUUGACACCGAACAUUGUUUCAGGCAAAAGUUCAUUUGUAUGUGGUCCUGAUUUCAGACCUUAAUGGGCAGAGCUUACUUGUUUUCAGACCAAAACAGCUCAAAACUACUCCUUUUGAAGUGGAACAUAGUUUAUUAGGUUAUAUAUGUGAAAAUAUCCCCCCGUGUGUCUAUCUAAGGCAGCUUUUCUUUUGAAUGUUUGGUGUCAGACGGACAAUCUGUCUCUAAUCUAAUAAGAACAGCCAUCAGUAAGUUCAUGUGAAGCUCUAUGUGCACUGUGAGGCGGAUUUCUGUCUUAUACAUGAGUGGACUGAGAGUUGGCUGUGUGGAGUUCAAGAGAAUUUUUUGUGAGAGACUUUCUAACAACUUACAGCAAAUUAUUCUUGUGUAAAAUUUCAGGUGGUUUCAUGGCAAGAUCUCACGAGAUCAGGCUGAACAACUGUUAGAGCCAGAGCAUAAAAAGGGAUUGUUUUUGGUCCGAGAAAGCCAGAAUUUUCAAGGAGACUACACCCUUUCUGUUUGGUAUGGUUUAAGUAACAGUUACUAGUCACUGUUUAUCAUGAGGGGCAUGAACAUUAUUGUUAAAGCAACCACCCGGUUACGGGUGGCUCAGGGGUGAAUGGGUUAAAUCACUUACCGCCAAGAAUCUUUAAAAACAAAUUAUUCAAAACUUUCAAGCCUCAUUUGGUAAAAUUCUGUAGAGUGAGAUUUCAUCUAAAGCUGAAGACCAGCAGCUCAUUGGCACCUACCUUGUAGAAUAAAGACAAGCAAAAUUGUUACUGGUUGAAAGUGCUACCAAAGAGGUUUCUUUACACCAAAAGACUUUGGUAGUACUUGAUAGGGCUGCAAUGAUACAUUUUCUCACAAUACAAUACAUAUCUCGAUACAGGUGCCACGACACGAUACACAAAACGAUACUUCAUGCCGGUUCUAAUUCAGCUUUUCCACAACAUGAGAAGACAUUUUCCAACAAACAGCGUAUUUUACCUGUAGGAACGCAAGACUGUGUCAGCUGGCAAAUAAAUUGAACCUACGCAAUGUAUGCAUGCAUUUGUGUUGCCAUCUUGAAAAAUACAUCUUGGAUCGGAAGGAUGCAAAGCUAUACAUAGCAAGGAUUGGAACUCACUUGUCCCUUUCUUUAAUAAAUAGCUAUAGAAGAGUUUGGACUUGCGUAAGGAGUCAUUAAACACAGUGAAGGGUUAUAAUAUCAUGAUAUCGUGAUAUGUUGUUCAAAUAUCAAAAUUCGUAUCGUGGCAAAAAAUAUCGUGGCUCACCAGUCAGGGUGCAAAGAAAGUAAUUUUUACAGCCUGCCAUUCUGGCAAGCUGUAGCUAGCAUGUACUAGCCCACAAGUCAUUUCAACUAGCCCUAAAACUCUUUUUGAUUAGCUGGAUUGAUUACACUCCUUGUGUAAUUUGAAUUUCCCCCAAAAACAGAACUUGCCCAUCAGGCAAGUUAAGAACAAAAAUCACUAGCCCGAUAGCAAAAUCCACUAGCCCCGGCCUAUCGGACACGACUUUCUUUGGAAAUCUUUGCACGCUGCCAGUGCACUGGUGUAUCAUUGCAGUACCAUGUACUGGUACUAGAAACGUUCAUACUUCUGGUAAUACAAUGACACCAUUAUUGACUUAAGAAUAAGAAAGGUUGAAUGUCUUUCCAGCUCUUUUACUACUACAGCUGUUUGUGUCUGUUAUAAAAUGCUUGUGCAUGGCUCUUUUACUAGAAAUAACAAAGCUUUUUUUUUACAUGUAUUCCAACCAGCACUGGUUCAAAGGUUGAUCACUACAGAGUAAGAUACACUCAUGACAAUAAGCUUACUGUGGACGAUGAAACCUUUUUUGAAAAUCUCACAAAACUUGUACAGGUAGGUGAUAAUGUUGAAAAACAACAUUCCUGAGUUACCAGUGGUACUUGGAGUACUGUAUUCUUUCAUCUUACAAUUACCGUCAACGCAGCUGCCAAUAAGCAUGUACACCACAUUUAGAAGCUCGAAGUUGUAAAGAAAAUACUCUUCUGAAGAAUUUGUUGCUGAGUCAGAAAAAAGUUCAGACUUUUUCCUUAACCCUUUAAGCCCCAAUAUCCACAUACAAAUUCUCCAAACUGAUCUCUAUACCUUUCCUUUAAGAAUUAGUUAAGCUGUAAGAGAAUUUGAUAAAAGAUCAAAGUAUUUUCUCUUAGGUGAUCAUUUUAUUAAUUCUCAUAACCUAAUCUCAUGAUAAUGUAUAGAUAUCAUUAGGAGAAAAUUGCUGUUGGUCACUAUUGGGACUUAAAGGGUUACUGAAUGCACAUGUACGUGUAGUUACUUGAGCAGAAUGUAUAUCACCAGUGCCUACAACGACUCAGUGCUGCAUCCUAAAUGUGUUACUUAACUUGCUCAUGCAUCUUAAGCCCCAAAUGCAAAAGGGCCCGAAAAGUGGUAAUUAUAGAAAAAAAAAAAAUUAUAGAAAAUAUCACAGAAAAAGGUGGAAGCUUUGCUCCACUGUCCAUUUAUAUAGAAGCACAUAAGUAAGAGAGAGAGAUGCCAUUUUUAAUGUUGUUUCCUUUAAUAGCAUUAUGAACACGAUGAAGAUGGUCUUUCUACAAGACUCGCGCAUCCUUUACAAAAGCAAGGCAAAUUUGAUUUUUCUGUUGAUCCCGAAUCAUUCAAAAAAGGUUUGUACAUGUGAUGUUAGCAUCUUGCUGUUCAUUUUGAGUCUGCAAAUUAUCCAAUGUAACUCACUUUCUUUCUUCUUCUUCUCCACUCACAAAAGCAAUUUAAACACUGGUGCAGGUGAAGUUUCAGCGGGCACAGAAAGUACUGUCCGAUAGCCUAGGGCAAGUGGAUUUUGCUAUCGGGCUAGUGAAUUUCUGUUUUUAACUUGCCCAACGAGCAAGUGAUGUUUUUUGAGGAAUUCGAAUAACAGAAGUACUGUGAAAUCAAUUCUGCUAGUCAAAAAGUUUUGGGGGCUAGUUGAAAUGACGUCUGGGCUAGUAAAUUCUAGCUUUAGCUUGCCCAAAUGGCAAGCUCUAAAAAUGAUUUUCUUUGCACCCUGAGUUUAUAACCAUUUCAGAAUUCAAUUUAUUGGGUACUAGAUGUUAGGAUAAUAGUAAAACCCCUUGACUAAUUACCUAGAUUUUAAGAACCUGUUAGGCUAAAAUUUGCCAGUUAAGCCCCUUCUAUAUAAGAACCUGGAUAGCCUAAAAUUUGAAACAGGUUCUUAUUUUCUAAAAUCUAUGAAAAAAUUCUGCACACUUAGGCAAUUAAGAUAAAUCAACAACCAGAAUCCCCUUUGGAGACAUAGGUGCCUUAUCACUCCAACUGCAAUUUAAGCGCCAAUGUUUAAAAAUAAAAAAAAAUUGUUAUUGAUACGAUUACAAAUUAAACAAGUUCUUUUUUUAAUGUUCAUCUUUACAUAACUUCUAAUUUGGUAUGCAGACAAGCUGAACCACCUGGAAGUACUUUUAGCUAUAUAUGAUUUUUGUUUUUUUUUUCUUCAGAAAAUGAGAACCUAUUUAAGAACCUAAAAUAGCCUAAACUUGUGCUAACUACCAUUUAUAUAAGAACCUGUGUAGGCCAUUUUGGAAAAAUCCUGGUUCUUAGUUGUGGGGUUUUACUGUGCUUCAACCUUACAUUUGCACCAAUAACGUUUUGAGGAAUUUUCAACAAUAUUGAGUCUUCUUAAUGAAGGAUCCAUUCACUUUUCUGGGGGCAGUUGUUACUCUAGCCUGUAUGUUAUGAGAUGGGUCUUUGGUUCAUUUCUCAAACAUGCCUCUUGGUAUGUCACUUGUCAGAAUUUAAUGCAAAUAGCACUUUAAAAAAAAUAUCUGAAUUGUCUUUCAGAGGGUUGGAGUAUAAGACGUAGUGAAUUACAGCUUGGGAAGUCCAUUGGGAAGGGAGAGUUCGGAGGUGAGAAUAAUAUUAUAAUUUGCUCUACUUUACUGAAAAUCCCUUAUUAAGAACAAUGUGUGGUUCCAGAAAAUAUCCAUACCCCCACCACGAAAGACUCUUUGAUUUGCACCCCCCCCACACCCCAGGUUUUUCCGUUCCAGGGGUUCUUUGAUGACCCCCCCCCCUCCCCCCAGGAAUUUCCAGAAUUUUUAAAUGGGGACUUCGCUUACCACACUUUGGAAAUUCAAAGUAGUUUGGGCACUUAAAAACACUAACUCAGUUAUGAAAAUACGGGAGAAUUUUAUUACAACAGUGCAGCGUAAACGUUUGUUAAGUUUAUUACUCAGCCAAACUUUUAGCUUUUUCGCCAUCACGUUUGCAAAUUAUGUCUGUGUUGUUUUUCUGUAAGCUUAUAAAUUAAGCUUAAACAUUUGGUUUGCAAAGUUUAAACGUCGAUUGUUCUACGUUUUUGUGUUUACUGUGACCUUAACGUUAUGAAGAGAACGUAAGUUUCACCCGCUUAAACAACUUUGCAAACGGUAGCAAGAAAAACCCAGAAACUUACAAGGUUCCUGUCUGGCUGUUUAUAUUUCUACAGAUUUUGUCAGUUUCUUCAGGUUGACUUUUAUUUAAGGGCCGAAAACUUCACCAACAUACUGUACAUGCCAAUGCGCUAGAUUUCGUGAACGUCGUCACGAUUGCAGAAUUUACUAGCCAGGUAGCCGGGCCUUGUGAAGGUCGAGCGAGAAAUGGGAACGAAAGUAUUCUCAUCGCAUUUUUCAUGAGUUUCCACCCACAAUAAACACUGAUAAAACAUGAAACCUAUCAAAAAUGUGUGUCCUGCAUGUCAAGGUAGCGAAAAGGGAUACUCAGUGAACAGAAGUGAAAGUACUUUAAUGUUGGUCGGACGAAAACGAGACGAAGACAAGACUCCAGUUAUGUCCGCCAUUUUCAAUCGUUUUCGACUUCGUUCCAAAGACACAUCGUUCUUCUGGAGAUUGUAGUGCUAGCUAACUCAAAGAAAAACAGAAACAUUAAAGCUAAUGAUGCUAACCUCAUGUCAAUGGCCAGGAGUACCGACUUCUUUUUCAAAACAACGUACGUAGGUAUGUUUUUGUGCUUCAGAUCGAUCGUACGUUGCUUUCAAUGUUUUGUACAUGGUCUGUCACCCCUUGGAAAAUAGUUUCCCAUGAACCCCCCAUACCCCUCGGAAAUUACUGCCUUUGAACCCCCCCCCCCCCCCCCCCCCAAUUUCCAAUGGUCUUCCAUGGGGGGGUAUGGAUAUUUUCUGGAACCACACAAUCACGUUAUUUGUUUCAAACCAUCAUGUAUUCAUUCAAGAGCAAAAAACUUUAACUUUCAGGGGCCUUCAGGUUACCAUGGCUGGCGGUCACUGCAGCCCAGCUAUGAGCUAAUCUCAUGCAGGGCUUUCAGGGCACCCGUCGCAGUACUUUGUUCAAACAAUGGGAAAAAAGGCUGGUUUGGGAGGGGAGGGGUAAAAAGUAAACUGCUGAAUGUUCCAGACACUCUGCAGAAAAUCUGUCUUGCUUGAAUAUCCUAAAAUAUGCUUCAUACUGCUGUUAUAUGGGGUGGUCAGUGUCUGCACUACCAUUCUCCUACUGUUGACUACCCUGACAACAUGCAAGCUGCUCUUUGCUGUCAACUUAGUACAUUCUGUAAUUUAUGUUGCAUUUAAAAAGGAAUACUUUCCUUCUGUUAUCUCCAGAUGUCCUUCAAGGUGUUUAUAGGGGUCAGAAAGUGGCAGUUAAGUCGCUGCUGGAUGACAGUCAUGCUGCACAAUCAUUUCUAACUGAAGCUUCUAUUAUGACGUAUGUUUGAAUCUCACAAUAGUUUACGUUUUAUUGUUAUUGUUAGUUGUGUUGAAAUAGAAGCUAUAGUCGGACUUAGUUUUGCAUAUAUGAUGACAGAGAUAAUUCGGAUUUAAUUUGUUCCUAUGAGAAAUUAUAUGGAUAACAAUUUUUUUUUUGUGCAUUUUGAAAUACCCAUCUUUUCGACCCAUCCUCUUCCUAGACCUGCAGGAAGGUGUGAUUCUUGUAACUAGGUUAAGGUAUUGUAUCUUAAACAGAACAUACUUGUAGGAAUGUUACAAUGUAAUUUGGAAGAUAAUAACCGGUAUCUCAAUCAACAGGAACUUAAGCCAUAAGAAUCUGGUGAAAUUACUUGGAGUGUCUUUGGAUGGAAACCCAAUUUACAUUGUUACAGAAUACUGUGGAAAGGUAAGCAAAAUGACAAAAGUGUUAUGCCUUUCUAUACAAGUGACAGCUCAUUUGCCAAUAAUAACUGAACAAGAUAGUACAUCAGAUUUUCAGAAAGAUAAACUUGGAGGUCAUCUUUGGAAAAUUUUUUAACCCUUUGAGUCCCAAUGGUGACCAACAUCAAUUUUCUCCUAACGAUAUCCAUACAAUGUCAAGAGAUAAGUUUAUGAGAAUUAAUAAAAUGAAUGAUCACCAAAGAGAAAAUGCCUUGAUCUUUUAUCAAAUCCUCUCAACUCAUUCUUUAAGGAAAUGUAUAGAGAUCAGUUUGGAGAAUUUGUAUGUGGAUAUUGGGGUUUAACAAAAAUGAAAUCCUUUUGAUUACUGUUACUUGACUGUAAGUUUGUGAAAUUCUCACACAAAACAAGAGAAGAGACACUUACAUGUAGGAACUACAUGUAGCUCAUUCCAUGUGCAACCUUUACAGUGCCUGUACAUGUGUAAGUCUACUGAAGUUUGCUUGUUCUUUGUGGUAAGCUUAGGGCGGAAAUACUUUUUCUUUUAAAAUGGACUUUAUUCAAACAAAUCAGAAAGGUUGUCAGCCCUUCAUUAUAUUGACUUUCAAUUUCGCUAAGUACAUAACCCUACAGAUCUUCAACUUCAAAAAGAUGGUCUUUCAUGGUAUUUGAUCUGUCCAGUGAUCAUAUCUGAUUGCAUUUGGGAUUUUGUUGGAUGUUGGGUAUAUUGUAGUUGGACAUUGUCUAAUGACUGACUGUUAGUUUUAUCUCUGAAGCUUAGUUUUGGCUAUGUAUUUGCAGCAAGCAAAUACAAAGGUCAGCUCUCAAAUUACAACUUAAAAUCCCCUCUUGAAUCUUGUAAUCUACAGUGCUAUUUAUUUUGAUUGCAGCUUCCAUUAAUGUUCUUUCUUCUAUCUGUUACUAGGGAAGCUUAGUAGAAUAUUUGAGAACCAGAGGAAGGACUGUCAUUGGGCAAAAGGAACUUGUGGGAUUUGCAAGGUAGGACUACAUUAAAAUUUGAGACUCUGAUCAUUGCAAAGAUCUGACAUUUUGGCCAUGAAGUUUGCUUAUCCAGAAGAAACAAGCUCUUGCUGUAAGUUUCGUCCCAGUGCUGAUGCCGUUAUCCCUGGUCCUUUUAGAGUCAUCUGAGAAAAAGCGGCAUCAUCUUGUCGUGAAAGGGACCCCAAAUAUUAAUUUAAAUAAACAGCUAAUUCCUGCAUUAAAAAAAAGGUCAUUUCAUCUUGAUCAGGAAAAAGAUAAUAGAAUAAUCUCACUACUUUUUGUAGAAUCUCCCAAUGUUUUUUUUUUUUUCAUUAGUCUCCAGAUUUUUCUUUAUGAGGGUUUGGCAGAUCUGUAGUGGGUAAUGUACACUAGGAAAGUCCAGUCUGUCUGCCUCUAAGUAAACUACAUGUAAGGGGACAUUGUCAAAACUAAAAAGAUCUACCAAAACAUUUGGUACAUUCUGGCGCUUUUAUCAGGUGCAGUUUUCAUGCCCUGCUAUUUCAGACCAUCAAGGUUCAAGAACCAUACCCUUUGGCAGAGUACCUACCCACCCUCCUACCUACCUAUCUGAUUUGUGGUGUGACUGUUCAAAUGAAACUUCUUCUGUCACUAAAAUACGUGAACAUGAGGUCAUUUGAUUUUCUUUGGUGGUCAUUCCCUCUAUUUUAUGUUCUCUUUUUUUUUUAGCUUAAAAGCCAAAUGUUUAGUUUUUGAUUGAUUUGUUUUUUUUGCCAUAAUUUAAUUUUCUCAGGGAUGUAGCAGCUGGAAUGCAGUAUCUAGAAUCGAAGCAUUUAGUUCACAGGUACAUGAUCCAGUACAUUAGAGACAUAAACAAGAAACAUGUUAUUUUGAAAUUGACAAGAUGAUAAUUAGAACAUCGCUAACAGUAGAAACUAUUGUCAAAUCUUACAUGUAUAAUUAUUAGAAUGAUGACAGAACUCACCUCCUUUAAUUUUAUUAUUCUGAAAUGUUCUAUUAUGAAUGAGAACACAAAGUCUUUUGUUAUACUAAAUAAAUAAUUAUUGUAGGAUUGACCUUGCUUUAUCUUGCAAUUAAGUGUACUUCUUGAUAGGUGAGCUUUCUUUUGCCUAAUUGCUAAAAUCUGUCAUAUGAUGUAAACAUUUCCCUUUGUACCAUAAGCGUCAGCUGUAUACACAUUUCUCACCGUUUGAACUUUUUGACUUUAGGGAUUUGGCUGCCAGGAAUGUCUUAGUACAUGACGAUGGAACAGCCAAGGUACCUGCAAUAAUAAUUAUAUUAUGUCAUUAUCUGACAUACCUGCUUCAAUUUACUCAAACUGCACUGAUACCAAGUAUACAAUGAACCACAUGAUAUUCUGAAUGUAAUAAUUAAAAUAGUUUCUACAUUUAUUAGCAUCUAAGAUAGUGAGAAAUUUAAAUCUCUGCUGCAUCUCUUUUUGUAACCAAGCUUGUAACAAUUUAAGGAUGGCUUUUUCCAUAUUCUCUAGAUGUUGUUUUCCAGGUUAAAAUUUCUUUGCUUCAAAGUCAACUGUAACUGUUUUUAUUAAUGAUAGGUGUCAGAUUUUGGACUUGCAAGAGAAGCUAACUUCAACUUAGAAGGAGGAAAGUUUCCAAUAAAGUGGACAGCCCCUGAAGCUAUAAAACAUAAAGUAGGUUUAAUUGAAUUGAAUUACCGAUAAACCAGGUGGUUCUUGUACACCUCAUGUUUGUGAGUUGUAGUUUUGGGGCAUUUUUCUUUUGCGCUUGUUUUUGUCGAAUGCAGCUUUUAUUCUAUGCUUGAUUUGCUCAGUAAUGACAAACAACAGAUAAAACCUCACAAUGGAGAUCAUUAACGACUGAUAACUAAUAGGGUAACAAAUUAUUUAAUUCACCUUGACAUCUAUAAUGAAGAUCUCCAUGCAGAUUGUCCAGUCAUUUCAUAACUACAUUCAUGAGUACAGGAAUAUGUUAUGCAACGCGCGUAUGAUUGUUUGCAAAGAAUACUUAAAAAUGAUUAGCACCAAAAUUAUAGUAAUUGCUAUAAUUGUUUAUUACUUCUAAAGUAUUAACUUGAUAUCAUAUUAUUAUUAUGAAGUUGAUAAAGAGCAUCAAAAAAUUUUUGAUGUACAUUUGUAGGAAGCUGAGGAUGAAAAAGUAGAGAAAAUUAAUGUAAAAAUAUCACAACUGCCAUUCACAUAAUUUCUUUCACUCUAUUUUUUUUGCAUCCUCAGCAAUUUUCUACACAGUCAGAUGUUUGGAGUUAUGGCAUAUUGUUGUGGGAGUUAUUCUCAUUUGGUAGAACACCAUACCCUAGAGUGGUAAGUCAUGCAGACUCAUUUUGUGUGCUUGAUAAUGUGAAAGCGACAUAACACAUCAUAGAGGAGGAAGCCUCUUCAUCAAAAUGUUAGAACAAGAAUUUCCUCUGUCAAUCUUUAGAUUAAUGCCAUCUAUCCAAAAUGUAAAGACUGUGGAAAUUAAUUUAUUUCACAGAACAAAUUGAAACUUUUCUUGACGAUUUGACAACAUCACAGUAUCUUUUCAAGAUGAAAACCUCAGUCAGACAGAUGACCAUGCUGGCUCAUGACAGGAGACUGAGCAAUGAGGGUAUGACCUCACAGCCUCAUUGGCGGUUGAGAGCUGGGUGCAUUCAGUGUAUUUUGAGGGAUUUCCUGAUCUUCCUUGGAACUAAAUAAGGUCACUCUCUUGCAAGAGGCAAUGUGAUGUUAUGGAAGUUUCACUUUGUUCUUGUGGAGGAAAUUCAUUUUUGCCCCAUGGAUUCAGAAACCAACAAUUUUUAUGCACAAUGUACAGACUGUGAGUGGGGACAAGCUCUCCAACUAUGGCAAGUCGAGCAACCCACGAGAGAACAGUGAGGGGAGGCAGUGAGGGGUGGAGGAAAGGAGAGCUUGCAAUGAUCUCUUAUAAAUGUUCAUUUCUGUUUUGCCCUGAAGAAGCAAACUACCAGUGGCUGAACAAUGAUGCACUGUCAAUUUUUGCUAAUUUUGAUUUAUGUAUUUCCUGGCUUACCUGCCAAAAAUUUUUGCAGUUUAUUUUUGGCGUACUGGUUUUUCCUUACGGUUCAGUUUGGAUAUCAAGCUGGCAGAUUAUAUAAACCAGCAAAUGAGAUCGCUGAGUAGGGGUUUCUAGGAAAACGUAUUAUGAUAGUGUUUGUUGUGUUUGUGAGUUUCCCCACAAUGAAAUCAUUAUUAAUUUUUCAUAUCCAAGAGCAGGCUCCUCACGGGGUCCAAAGAAACUCAGUUUUACAGCUUGCCAUUUGGGCAAGCUGUAGCUUGCAUGACUAGCCCAAAAGCUAUUUCAAGUGGAGAGCUUGCUCGCAGGCUAGUAGUGAUCUUUCGUAGACCUAUGCAGCAAAGGAAAGGAAGAGGUUUCUAGCCAGAGUUAAUAUGUGAUUUUUUUAUGUAGAUAGGUCAUAGGGCAAGGCAUUUGCUCCAAGAGGUGGUAGACGCCAAAUUCACCAAGCUCCUUUCACUAAUAUUUGGAUUAUUAUUUUUCAGCACAUUGACAGUGUUAUGGACAAGAUUGAAGGAGGAUAUCGGAUGGAAUGUCCAGAUGGCUGUCCUCAGCGAGUUUACAGUGUGAUGAGAGAGUGCUGGGAAAUUGAUCCAAAGCAGAGACCAUCCUUUAAGACAAUAUAUUCAGAACUAGAUCAAAUCUACAGAUCAUUUCUACCGGUUGGUUAG